AUGAACUCGAGUUUGUUCGCAUCGGGGUUAGGUCGUGGGACACGUAUGCACAUCGACUCGCUGGCGGGAUCCCCAGAGACCCCGCUCACAACAACACCACGCCGACCGGCGCCGCCACCGCAGUAUUUCGGACGGCACCAGGUGGGGACGCCUGCACGGUAUCCAGAUGCUCGCCAGAAGAAGUUGUCGAUACGCCCAUUCGAUAGAAAAGAAUUGUACGUUGGGCUAGGCUCGGGUUUCCUGGAGUGGGGCCGCCGUUUCGAGCGCCAAAACGUGGAGGUGGAUCUGUUGGGACACUACCUGUCCGGAACCGCGGAGCAGUACUACAAUAAGCAAGUGGACAUACGAAAAUCACGCCUGCGCAGGCGAUGA
Messenger RNA from Phytophthora infestans T30-4, 372 nucleotides. RefSeq lists its product as uncharacterized. The transcript has 4 exons. Lineage: Eukaryota; Oomycota; Peronosporomycetes; Peronosporales; Peronosporaceae. The coding region runs from base 1 to 372 and encodes 123 amino acids. The record is from RefSeq and is a predicted model, not a curated record.